GUCCUCCUCUUCUGGUCAGGUUAGCACCACCGUUAGCUUCACUGAGAGGCUUGGCAGUCAUGAGACAGAUGCAGUAGCGGUGCACACAGCAUUAUGGACCAGGGCAGGAGUUGAUCUCAAAGGUGUGUGUAAGCGGAUCUGCUCAAAGGUCAUAUUGGGGACGUCUGAGUGUUUUGGGGGUGAUGCCUCGUCACGACGUGGAGGCGAGGGAGCCGCUUCUCACCAGGGAACACCUGAAGCCAAAUGAGCUGGAAUCCGAUGAAGGUGAAAUCAUUUUCGACAGGAGUUCAUCAAACCUCCCACGGGACGCUGGUGAGAGCUCACAGAGAAGAUUAACAUAUGAGGAAGCAGUAGAGGAAGCAGGGUUUGGGUUGUUCCACUGGCUGCUGUUGGUGGUAUGUGGUUGGGCCAAUGCCAGCGAUGCCGUGGAGAUUCUCUGUGUGUCUUUCCUCCUGCCGACGGCGCGCUGCGAUCUGCUGCUCAGCUCCUCAGACAUGGGCCUGCUGACUGCCAGCAUCUUCCUCGGAAUGAUGGUGGGGGGCUACAUGUGGGGGUACCUGGCUGACCAGAGGGGGCGGCGCCGGGUCCUGGUUGUGUCCCUCACAGUGAACGGGGUGUUUGGAGGUCUGGCCAGCGUGGCCCCCUGGUUCUGGCUCUUCCUGCUGCUGCGGUUCAUCAGCGGCAUCGGUGUCGGCGGGUCCAUCCCUGUCAUCUUCUCCUACUUCUCUGAGUUCAUGCCCAGACGGAGGAGAGGUGCGAUGAUCAGCGCUCUGGCCACCUUUUGGAUGGCAGGCAACAUCCUGGCUGCAGGUCUGGCCUGGUUAGUGAUCCCAAGGACCUGGGCUCAUUUCUCCCUGGGGUUUCUGGACUUCCAGAGCUGGAGACUGUUUGUGGUUCUCUGCUCUGUUCCCAGCCUCACAUCAGCCCUGAUGUUCAGGCUGCUCAUGCCUGAAAGCCCCAAGUUCCUCAUGGAGGCUGGCCAGGAGAAAGAGGCGCUCCAUGUUUUCAAGGUGAUAUUUAAGCUGAACAUGCGGGGAAAGGGAAAGUCUUUACCGGAAUUUGGUUUAUGCAUCAACUCCAAGAAAAGAUCUGAACAGGAGGAGACCGGACCCCACGGUUCACAACGAGAGAGACUUUGCUGUAUUGUGAAAAAGGCCAUGAUGCCCAUCAAGCAGAUGUUUAACGGUUCGCUCAGAUCCAGGAGUUUCGCUCUGCUCAUCAUCUUCUACUGUAUCUCCUUUGGUUACUACGGGCUGUGGAUGUGGUUCCCAGAGUUGUUUAACAGGAUAGAGAACGGCGGCUCGCCCUGUGCCAACACCUCUCUGUCGUCUCUGCUCCACAACCAGAGCUGCUACCCGGUCAAAACAGCAGUGUACAUGGAGGGCUUCAUCGUCGCUGCUUCAAACUUACCAGGAAACAUCUUCACCAUCCUCAUCAUGGACACCAUGGGAGGAAAGGCUCUACUGUCCGUCAGCCUGAUGGUGUCCAGCAUCAGUGUCUUCUUCAUCUACGUGGUGCAGACCAAAGCCCAGAGUCUUCUUCUCUCCUGCAUCUUCAGCGGGGUGUCGGUGAUCGCCUGGAACUCUCUGGAUGUGCUGGGAACUGAGCUCUACCCGACACAGAUGAGGUCCUCCGCUCUGGGUUUCUUCACAGGAGUGGGCCGAGUCGCUGCCAUCAUGGGGAACAUAGCCUUUGGAAUGCUGGUGGACUCAAACUGUGCCGUGCCCAUCCUGCUGGUGUCCGCUCUGCUGCUGACCGGAGGGCUGGUGGCUCUGCUGCUGCCUCAGACCAAACACUCCGAGCUCACCUGAAGGAUCAGUGUCUUUAUAGGAAUACGUUAUUAGAAAACACCCUCUGAAAGUUAUUAUAGUGAGUAGACAGGAGGAGGCUGCUUUAUCCUGGUUCUGCUCCCAGAGGACGUUUAUAUCCUGUGCCUUCUGUCAUUUCGCUGUGCCUUCUGGAGCUGCCUUAUUGAAAAGAGACAGUAUUUAUGAGAGUUUGAGAGGAUCACAAAUCCUUACCAGAAGUGAGUCCGAGUAUGAAGGAAACUUUUAAAAAGUGUCAAAAAGUCUCCAAAGAUUCUAGGUGGAUCAUGAUGUUUAAUCUCCUGACUUUAAUCAGUGAUUGGAUCAGAGGCUAAUUUCAAAACAGUUGCUUGUUUCUGCAGUCAAUCGGAUCUUUAAAGUAGUUUCAGGUUUACGAGGUGUGUUUAAUUAUCAGGUUAGAACAGUUGUACUAUUAGCUAAGGAUGUCUGAAAUGAAAAACUUCAGCUUCACAAAUCUGUUUUACUUUUUAGUUUACAAUGUGCCUCUCGUGAAUGUUUUAAGGCCAAAUCACUGUGUUUAAAACAGUUCUUUUUUUCAUAAAAUAUACAAUCAUGUUUACAUCUAUGCAUUCAGUAGAUUUUAGAGGCAUCUCAGGAUCAUUCUGGACCCAAUCUGUGAUUUCGCUGCACAUACUGGACCACACCGGUUCAGCAUUCCUGUGGAAAACCCAAAGAUUGCUUAUUUAAUAAAAACAUGUCUAGAUUAAAAAACCUUUAUAUCUGAGUAGCAACAUUGUUUAUAAGCUGGCUGUACUUUGUGACUACUGAAGCAGUUUGAUUUAAAUAAACGCUACUUUUGUUUAUCUCA
This is a messenger RNA of Gymnodraco acuticeps, 2634 nucleotides long. RefSeq names its product synaptic vesicle glycoprotein 2 (gene sv2). Gene Ontology annotation, biological process: transmembrane transport. Lineage: Eukaryota; Metazoa; Chordata; Actinopteri; Perciformes; Bathydraconidae. The record is from RefSeq and is a predicted model, not a curated record. Gene Ontology annotation, molecular function: transmembrane transporter activity. The transcript has 13 exons. The coding region runs from base 183 to 1811 and encodes 542 amino acids. Gene Ontology annotation, cellular component: membrane.